Messenger RNA from Archocentrus centrarchus (flier cichlid), 1933 nucleotides. RefSeq names its product transcription factor jun-B-like. The record is from RefSeq and is a predicted model, not a curated record. NCBI's taxonomy places the organism in Eukaryota, Metazoa, Chordata, Actinopteri, Cichliformes, Cichlidae. The transcript has a single exon. Gene Ontology annotation, molecular function: transcription factor binding; RNA polymerase II cis-regulatory region sequence-specific DNA binding; DNA-binding transcription factor activity, RNA polymerase II-specific. Gene Ontology annotation, biological process: regulation of transcription by RNA polymerase II; regulation of cell population proliferation; regulation of cell cycle. Gene Ontology annotation, cellular component: transcription regulator complex. The coding region runs from base 628 to 1620 and encodes 330 amino acids.
CAAAGUGGCUGUGGUUUAGGUGUCCGAAUACAGCUGUAAAAGGCUCAUUGUCACUUGUGGAUCGCUUUUGGACUGUGGGCAACAUUUAAACUGACUUGUUAACAAAUGAUUACGUGUGUGAAUGCCUGUGGAAGCCUAUUUUAUGUGUUUAUGCCUACCUGGACUGAGUUUCCCUUACGCCGAAUAGGUCUUGUCUUGUUUACAGUCCAUUUUCCUGGAAGCUGCGUCGUCAAGAUCCGACGGAGGGAAUAGAGAAACAGCCAAUCAGAGCGCUGUCUGGCGGAUCAUAUAAAGAGAGCAGAGCGCGUCGGCCGCCUGUCAUUAAUAAGGAAACGCGAGUGGAGCUCACACUUUAAGAAGAAAAGACUUCUUGUCACGAGUGGAUUGAAAACAUCUGAAUUAGUCACUGGACUCCGCUUUGAUUCCAACUAAAGGUACAAAUCGACGACUUGGUACAGUACAGUUCCACUAUUUGGAAGUUUUGCUCUGUUUUGAUAGCUUUGGUCUUCAGUAUAAUAAUACAGCGGGACUUUGCGCUGGAGAUUGACUCAUUUGGGACACUGAAGCCUCGGUGUCCGCGCAACAUCUUUGCAGCGCACUCUUGUAUUUGACUGUCUGAUUUGAAAUAUGUCCACAAUAAUGGAACAGCCUUUUUAUGACGACUCGUUUCUCUCUGCUUAUGGCCAUCCAGGCGCAGCACUGCAGGACUACAAGCUGCUUAAGCAGAAUAUGAACUUGAACUUCUCCGAUACAUAUCGGAACUCAAACUUCAAGUCACAGCACCUGCGCGCCGACAGUGAUUUCUAUCCAGGGGGGACGGCAGAAGUGGGCUCCCUGAAGCUCGCCUCUCCUGAACUAGAGCGACUGAUCGUCCAGAGCAGCAACGGGGUCAUCACUACGCCGACACCUACACAGUACCUUUACAACCGCGGGAUCACGGAGGAGCAGGAGGGUUUUGCUGAAGGUUUUGUUAAAGCGUUGGACGACUUACACAAGAUGAACCAGAUGGCUCCUCCAAACGUGUCCAUCGGCACCGGCGGGGUUGCCUGCUCGGCUCCAGCCUCGGUGUUUGGCUCAUCCAUGCAGCCAGAGCCGCUCGAGUACACAACCCUGAGCAGCUGCACCACGAACCCCAGCCUAACCUCUGCAGCCAGCUAUCCCUCCACGACCAUCAGUUACCUGCCGCAUCACCAGUACCACCAGCAUCCUCAAGCCGUUGCGCACGGAUCCCACCAUUUCCAGCACCCCCUCGCCGGGGCCGGCAUCCACUCGCAGCGCUUCGGGGGUCUCAAAGAGGAGCCUCAGACAGUCCCCGACAUGCAGAGCAGCGACAACAGCUCCCCACCCAUGUCUCCUGUUGAUUUGGAGAAUCAGGAGCGGAUGAAAGCGGAGCGUAAGCGGCUGAGGAACCGGCUCGCAGCUUCGAAGUGUCGGAGGCGCAAACUGGAGCGCAUCGCCCGUCUGGAAGACAAGGUUAAAGUGCUGAAAACUGACAACGCUGGACUGUCAAACACAGCGUCCAUGCUGCGGGAACAGGUGGCCCAACUCAAACAGAAAGUCAUGACGCACGUGAGCAGUGGCUGCCAGCUCAUGUUAGCGCCCAAAGUGAAGUCUUAUUGAAGAAAUAAUGCACUUAUAAAAACACUGGACAGUACCUGGACUAACAAAAAACCCGGUCUUCAUACGUUAUUGAUAUGAAAACCGGAUCGUCGUGGUUUCCUGCUAGAAACAUCACCCACACACAGAAAUAAUAUAAGACUAAAACACUUAGGGCAUUUUUGGAUAAGUUUUGAAAGUGUCUUGACUUUGCCUGUUUACAUUUUCUUUAAUUGCUGUUUGUGAUGCUUAUGUAACUUAUUUGCGUUUUUUGAGUUGAAUCUCACCAACCUGUUCUUUUUUUUUUUUUACGUGUACAGUAAAUAUUUAAGUAAAU